Messenger RNA from Calypte anna (Anna's hummingbird), 4418 nucleotides. RefSeq names its product protein phosphatase 1 regulatory subunit 3A (gene PPP1R3A). Lineage: Eukaryota; Metazoa; Chordata; Aves; Apodiformes; Trochilidae. Gene Ontology annotation, biological process: regulation of glycogen biosynthetic process. Gene Ontology annotation, cellular component: protein phosphatase type 1 complex. The record is from RefSeq and is a predicted model, not a curated record. Bases 25 to 3465 code for a protein of 1146 amino acids. The transcript has 4 exons. Gene Ontology annotation, molecular function: glycogen binding; protein phosphatase 1 binding.
UCUCAGUUUAUAUCAGAGAGCCCAAUGGAGUCUUUUCAAGGACCUAGUCAGGUUAGCAGGACAAACUUUUUACAAGUCCCCACUGCAACUGAUUUCUCAUCAGAGGAUGAAGAUGAUAAACCUGUCAUUAAAAACUGUUACUCACCACGUCCCCGAAGGCGGAGUUCUGCUUCUUCAGAGGAAGAGGAGGCAGAAACCCCCACCGGCAUCGGAAGAAAAGUUUCAUUUGCGGAUGCAUUUGGGUUUGAUCUCGUGUCUGUGAAAGAGUUUGAUACCUGGGAAGUUCCAAAUAUAGGACACAAUGACACAGACGAUGAUGUUUUCCCUCAGGAGGAAUAUUUUUUCUCUCAGUUGUUUACGUUACCUGCUUCACAGGAAGAACUUAUGCAGAAAGUGAGAGAGCAGAAAGUACUGUUGGAAUCAGUCGUGUUGCUGCCGGGCUUUACCUGUAUGAACGGCAUUAUCCGAGUCCUCAAUGUAUCCUUUGAAAAACAGGUGUAUGUUCGAACAACGCUGAAUAACUGGCUCAGUUACUACGAUAUCCUCGCAGACUUCAUGCCUAAUUCUUGUGGUAGUGAAACUGAUCAGUUCUGCUUUAAGAUUUCUUUGGUGCCUCCUUACCAGAAAGAUGGAGUUAAGGUGGAGUUCUGCAUACGCUACGAGACAUCGGUCGGCGUCUUCUGGGCAAACAACAAUGACAAAAAUUAUGCACUGAUUUGUCACAAGAAAGAAAGUGCACCCAGGGUGGAUAAUAAACCACAAAAAGGGGUUGCUGACAGACAGCUUAAAGGCUGCUUAAAGACGACACAAAGCAGCAAAGAAGAAAUAUUGGCAACGUCUGACAAGGACAUGAGGAAUAAUUCAAGGACUCCAGACAUAAACAUCCCAGAGAUUGUUUAUUCACCAGCAGAAGACAAAGACAUCAAACCAGCUAAUGAAAACAUAAAAGAUAAAAAUGCAGACUACAACUGGGGUGAUCACAAAGAUGAUGAAAAAGAAUCAGAAUUGCUGCUAAAUCUGAACAUCACAGGAGCUAGAGGUACCUCUUCCGGAGAUAAAAAGAAUUUGUAUGCAACAGAAUCAGUUAAUUUUCCAGGAGAAACUGAAAGAUUGGAGGAAAAGCUAACCUGUGUAGAAAGAGGCAGUCACUUGCUAAGGCACCCUGUGCCUAUCAGUGCCCCAUCUGAAAACACUUUGCAAGAGACAGGAGGAGAAUUAAAAUCCAAAGUUAAGUAUUCCCAAAUUGAUUAUAAUAGUCAGCCAUCAGGGAAGGAAGUUGCUGGUGGCAUGGUAAACAGCAGCAAGUGGUUUUUGGAACGUACUGAUACCAGUGAAAGCCUUUUAUCAGCAAAGUAUUUUCCUGGGACAAAGCAGGAUGAGGCUAUGGAUACAAGUGCUACUGUCUCAAGACGACAAGGAGAGAGCCAUGCAGAUAUUUCAAAAUAUGAAACAGACAGCGCCUCGGGAAGUAAGAUGAUGGAGAGGUUAUUCAUCAGUGAAGAUGCUUCUGAUACCUCGAAAGGGGCUUGUGAAAUGAGACCAGAAACCAUUUCUCCAGAGCAUGAUGAAUCCAUGCAAUUAAAUGCAUGCAUAGCAGGAACGCUGGAUGGCAAUGCUAAUCCAGCUCCGGAGCACCAGGCGCCACAAACGUCUCACCAAACCCGGGAUUCAUUGUUGUCAGAUACUGACAAAAAGGAAGGAAAAAUCAAGAUGAUUGAAAGCAAAGUUCAGGUACAUUUAAGAGGAGAUUUAUAUGCUGACACUUUUGCAGAUGCUGAUGCCUCAAUAGAUUCCGCAAAAAGCCAAUACACACAAAAAAAGGGAGUUGGUAAAAUGUCAGGAAAGGACUAUAACACUGAUGCGGAGAAGGAUAAGAAAGUCAUCGAAAUAGCAGACUUGGAACUGAUUGGCGAGGAGGAAGCACCCAAGCCUUUCAAGUCACACAGAAAACAGGGUGCCAAAGCCUCAAACACAACAUCUCUGUCAGCCGAAGACAGCGAACAGGCACCCAAGCCAACAAAGGAAGAUCCCUGGGCACCCUCUCCAGGCAAUGAGGUGAGAGCUGAAGACGCUUGGGAACACAGAGGUUUCACAAGGUUAAAAACCAAAGAAAAGUCAGCCAACACAAAUGAGGGUAGGCUGUUGGGAAAGGAAAGCAAAGCAAACCCAGUGGAGCAAAGGUGGCAAGAAUCAGGUAGCGAGGUUCCGUGGAGAGCAAGGGGGAACACAGAGCCUCAGAGCACGGCCUCCACCAAGGGGUUGCUUACCUGCCGGGAGGCAGAGAGUUGUGAAAAGUCUUAUGUCUCCACGCAGGUUAUCGCAGAGGAAGCAAAGGCAGGUACAGCUUCUAUAAUUAAAACAACAUCAGAAAGUACUUCAGAAAAAAUGUCUGCCACUGAAAAAGCAGCAAUUGCUAAGCUACCUCGAGAGACUGCACUAAGUGACAGGCCCACAGAGGAAAAGGAAACAGCGUUUGAUACACAUGAAGGGAGAAAUGAUGGUUCGCAUUAUGCUCUUUGUCAACUCAACACAGUGGGUGUAUUAUAUGACACUGAAUUUGAAAAGGAAUCAGUUUUAGAUAUUUAUAAUGCACAUGUACAUGAAACACUGCAAGGAGAAAAGAUGUCUGUACGCAACAGCAGGGAAAAACGUGCCAAAGCACAACCAGACAUCAGCAAUAUUCUAACUGCAGGAGAAGCAUUAAAGCCUUCUGCUGCAGGAAAGGGAGAAGAUAUGCUGCAGGGUUUAUAUUCAGAAGUACGUAAAUGUCCCUCAAGCCCUCAGAAGCAUUUAUACAAUGAGGAAGCAGUAGCACUCUGUAGGGAAGAGAGCCAUGUUGGUGCACUUUCCUGUUUAACUGCUGAAACUGAAACAAAAAUGCCACCUUCUGGUACAAGUGUUGUGUCCAGUUAUCAUUAUAAGAAUUCUUCAGGAGCUUCCUCUGAAGGGCCCACUGUGGCAGGAGAUAAGGAGCACCUGUAUAGACACAUUGAAUUCAAAGUAAUUGAUAAGGUUGCUGCUGAGUCAGGGUACGAUUUAAGUCUACCAAAUGAAAUUACAGGUGUUAAUAAAAACCUCUGUCCUGAAGCUGAAAAAAAGUAUGUGCCUUCCACUUCAGACAUAGCAAUUUCUGGAGAUGGAAGAGGAAGGAAUACAGGUCAAUGUUUCCAUCAAGCAGAGUUCAAACAAGACAAGACAUGGAGGUCAGAGUUUUUAAUUAGUAAGCCUACAGAAGAAGAUGGAGGGGCAAGAUCUGGCCGUCUAAUAACAGAGGGGAAAACACUAAACUGGCUUGAUGACUCACAGAAGGAAAGCCAGCACAUUUCUGAUUCUGAUAAUUCUACCCAGAAAAGUGAAGCUCUUAAAUUAUCUACUAAGCCUUCAGGUUUAAAAUAUCUUGCUUUCAAAAUAUUUUGUUUCUUCUGUUUUCUUUUUUUGCUGCAACACUAUACCACUAUGAUUUGAUGGUUUGUCUUGCACUCUACCUGUUCUCCUUGUACUGGCUAUACCGUGAAGGAGGAAGAAACAAGGAGUCUGUCAAGAAGGAAUAGCACUGAUUGCCAACUGUGCUCAAGAUCCAUGGUCAACAGUCUCUAACCCCUCAAAAGCAUUUUCACUGAUAAAGUUUAUUCAUUGCUAGAACCAAAGCAAGUUUUCCACUGAAGCAUCUUUUUAAAAGAUUACGUAUGAAGUUGAGCCUUCAUAUAAGUAAUUAUACUAUAUAGGACCAUUAUAUUUGGAUCAUUAAAUACCUACAUGAAUAUGAGUUCUGAAGCACGUCAGGUUAAAAUAAAGUACAGCUGUUUCUCCUUGGCAGGUUAUGAAGAAGCAAUGCUUCAUAUCUCUUUAGUACUUAAAACCACCGUCUUCGUGCAUUAAUUUCUUUUGCAGUAAAGCUUCAUAUUUUUCUGAGUUUUUUUCUAAGGUUUCAUUUAGCACACAACAACACAAGGAAUGGUAUAAAAACUCGGUAUUUUUAUACUGACAUUGCAGUUAAUAGUCUGCUAGUGUAAUUAGCUAACUCUAAGAAAUAUGACAGCUGUUGACAGGUUGAUAGUUUUUUCCAAAUUUUUGUUCCAUUGUGACCUAAAGCUCCAGUGGUGCCUCAGUUAGAAAAAUUUAGGGCUUUGGCUUCAGUAACAUCAUGUAACUUUUAGGAUGCAAUUGCACAGUUUCCAUCCUGCAGAGACUGAAGGCCACAGCCACAGGCCUCGUACUACUCACUUACAAACAUGUUGAUCAUAUUUUUGGUUUUCUAAAUGAGGACUGUGUAAUAUGAUUGAGAAUUUCACUGAAAUAAGAUCUAUUUCAGACAAAGCCUUUGAAUGACAUUUUUUCACCAGUGUCACUUGAGCAUAUGUACAAAGCAUUAAAUAAAUUUAAAUAAAUUUUACAAAGGAGUGCUGUGACUGUGUUGA